Oreochromis aureus is the source of this 448-nucleotide messenger RNA. Its product is annotated as secreted Ly-6/uPAR domain-containing protein 2-like. The record is from RefSeq and is a predicted model, not a curated record. Lineage: Eukaryota; Metazoa; Chordata; Actinopteri; Cichliformes; Cichlidae. The transcript is spliced from 3 exons. Bases 93 to 359 code for a protein of 88 amino acids.
GGAAAAAGCAGAAAUAAAAAGCCCGACAGAGAGACAGGAUCAUUGUCCAGGUGGGAAGUGUUUGUGGUUGAGCUUCCUGUUCUCACAGAAACAUGAAGACUGUGAUGCUCGCUGUGCUGCUGCUGCUGGCCGUCAGUCAGAGUGAAGCCUUGGAGUGUCACUGUGGAGGCCAGAAGUUCUGUUCAAGCCCUGUGGAGACGUGCUCCAGCUCUAACGAUGUCUGCUCUACUCUCGUCAUCACUUCUGGGCCGGUGGUAACGCACACAAAGGGCUGCUUGAAGUCGCUGGCCUGCAGGAUCCUGAAUCGUCCGCCCGUGAUGACUGUCAGCUGUUGCAGUUCUAAUCUGUGCAACAGAUAAACCGCUGCCAUGCGGGACGUCGUCCGAUUGGUCGACGGUCUGCUGCCGUGUGUUGUGUACUGUAGAACAAUAAAGAUCAGCUGACUGCA